Trypanosoma cruzi is the source of this 723-nucleotide messenger RNA. RefSeq lists its product as uncharacterized. The transcript has a single exon. Bases 1 to 723 code for a protein of 240 amino acids. Lineage: Eukaryota; Euglenozoa; Kinetoplastea; Trypanosomatida; Trypanosomatidae. The record is from RefSeq and is a predicted model, not a curated record.
AUGAUGACGUGCGUCAGGAGGAGUUACUUCUUCCUUGCGGUUGUGUUUCCACGCGCUGAUGACCUUCCCCCUUGCCGAACUGGUGUGCAUUUCCCCAUUUUCCCCUUUUCCUUCCGCCCUCCGUCUCCCCGAAGCAAGGCUAAGGCUAUGAGCAAGUACUCUCAAAAUCGUCAAGGAGGAAACAAUUUCUCAUGCCGCGUGACUGUGUUGAUUUUCACCAUUUUGGCUAUUGGCUGCGCUGCGUGUGCGAACAUCUUUCCUGUGUUCAAGAAGGAGAGCAACACUAAGAAGGUAAAGCAGACACUGUGGUACAGCCAGACGACCGUUUCAGGUGGCGUUGGUACCAAGGUUGAUGUGAGUGAGAGUUUGUGCGGGCAGUACAAGCUAUUUUUUCAGGUAUCAGAGGGCGCGGCUGUGGCUGCGGCAGGCAUUGGCCUCGUCGUUUUGGGUCUUGCUAUCGCCCAGCUCAUUCUGGAAGAAAAGAGCUCCCGCUUCACUUGCUGCGCAGCCUCGCUGAUUUCCCUUGCGUUCGCUGCUUGCGGAGCAUGCGUGGCGCUUAUUGUGUAUGGGUACAUGAGGGGUUACUGCCAGAGCGACGCCGUGCUAUCCCCGCAGUACGGUCCCUUUAAGGAUCAGGGCUACAAGUUUUCCGAGGCCUUCUACCUCAUUUGCGCCGCCUGCGGUCUUUUUCUGCUUUCCAGCUUUUUCCAGUGCUGUGCUUAG